This is a messenger RNA of Ostertagia ostertagi, 2460 nucleotides long. The record is from the annotation of a GenBank genome assembly. Lineage: Eukaryota; Metazoa; Nematoda; Chromadorea; Rhabditida; Trichostrongylidae.
ACUUUCAGCCCUUCGCUACGCGGAGUACCAUCAUCGGUGAAUUAUGGCACGACCCAGCAACACACAAGCACCGCAAGCAGUACUGCUGUAAGCGCACGUCCUGUACAAGUGCAGCACAAUCCGCAGCAGGAGCACUCGCCAAAUCCGCCCCCAAUCCCUUCAAAUCCUCCUCCAGAGUCUCGUGUACCUGCAUCAGUUCGAAGCGCUGUCUCACCUCGACGAGCAGCAAAGUCGCCGAGACAGUGGCCACCUGACCGUGGUCUGCCCACUCUUCGAUACUGGCAAAUCGAUCCCGCCUCGCAAUCCAAAAAGGAGAAGGAAAACGAACCCACGUCACUAUAUGAAAUGGUGGAGGCUACAGACAAAGAGGAUGAAAAAAGCCCAAGAAGAGGACGUUCACGCAAAAAUCCACAGUUGGUCCCCCAAGUCGUCUAUUCAAAAACGUUCGAAAACAACUCGGACCGGCAGGAGAUUUCAAUUCAAGUCGAGAACAGCACAACGCACUCGGCAGCCUCUGCCACUCUUUCGCCAACCAAGCCCACCAUCAACAGCGGAAUCCAUUGGACAGUUAUUCACGCGCCGAGCAGUCCAGAACUGAAAGCACAGUUCCCCAGGGAGGCAACUCCCACAAUUGAACGCCCUAUGGAAUUACCUGAAGCCACAGAAAUAGAUGUAACACAGUCUGACCCUAUGAGCACUUCCCAGCCAGUUGCGCAAGACGAUACAAAUACUCUUUUCCCGCCGAACACAACUGACUCGAGUACCUCUCCAAUCCCGACUAUUCAGUUGCCGCGAAGACGAUCAAGCACAGUCGAGCCUUCGGGAAUAAUUCGAGCACUGUCACCAGUCCCAUUCAGAAAAACUUCACCAACGAUUGCAUUCGCAGCACCAGAAGAGUCCUUUCAUGAGCUAGAAGUUGAUACAUCCGUACAGGACCAGCAGUACAGGUCUCUGGUUGGCGUGAACACAACUCCUCGACCAUUCUCAAUUCAGAACUGCUCCCCUUCACCAGUCCCUACAGUUGAGGAAAAGCCAAAACGAUCUAAAGUGCUGAAGAAAGUCGAUUUCUCAAAAGCCACUGUUAUUCCUGAGGUAUGGCAGGACAGCAGUGAGGUGGUCAAUGAAGAAGAAAUUUUAGCCGAGUUGUCCCCAACAAGUUCCUGUCCAUUCACACCUCCGGCGGACAAGGAGACGUCGUCCACAGACGCCGCGACACCGUACGAUGGUGACGAAUCGGAGACUUACGACAAUAAGAGUGAUAAUACCUCUACCCUCGAAAUGGAGUUGGCGGAUGAGCAGGAGCAGUGGAUGAGGGAGGAGCUAGAAAUGGCACAGAAGGAGGAACUGGCCAAGUUAGGCAACCCAACCGAAACGAAAACGGUUUCUGAUCAGAAGGAGGAGUGGCGUCAGCAGGCGAUGGCUCUUCUGAACGAUGAGAGUCAAAUGGAGCGAGAUUUCGCCAUCGUUGCCGCGCUCAAUGAACGUCUUCAGGGUCUCAAGGACAUGGGGGAAGAGGAUAGGCAGAAGGCUAUCGAAUGCAUUGAAAGGCACCAGAGCAACUUGGAAGAACAACAGGACCAGUUGAGCGCACUUCUCGACAGCGCUAUCGCCUUUCUGAGAAAAUUAGACACCUCAACCUCAAUUAUCGCUUCCAAAGCAGCUGUUUCGAAGCAAGAGUCGCCGAUGCCAUCUGGUGGAGAGUUAGGAAAGACUCAGGAUCGCUUCAAAGGUCCUGGCGAUUUCAUUGCCGAAAAAUUGGAGCGAAUUUGUGCCGAUGAUGGCCAAUCGUACACCCGUUCUACCUUUGAGCAACACAGUGAGCAACGCACGACAACUGGAGGUGGAGUAGGAGGUGCACCGGCCGGAAAACUACAGGAGGGCAGAGGACACGGCUCGCUCAAUAACCCUGGUAACCCCGGUGGUCGAAUUCCUUACUGCGAAUCGUGCAAACAGCAAAUAAGAGGUGCGUUCGUUCUGGCAACUGGAUUGGCGUGGUGUCCCGAACAUUUCGUGUGCGCCUACCGUGGAUGUGGACGACGUCUUCUGGAAUGCGGUUUCGUCGAGGAGAGCGGGUCCAAGUACUGUGAGGGAUGCUUCGAAGCGCACAUUGCCCCACGUUGUGCCAAAUGCGCCAAGCCCAUCAUUUCGGACUGUCUGAAUGCGAUGCAGAAGAAAUGGCACCCAACCUGCUUCACGUGUGCUCACUGUCACAAACCGUUCGGAAACACCGCGUUCUAUUUGGAAAACGGCUUGGCUUAUUGUGAAACCGACUGGAACGCGUUGUUCACGACGAAGUGCGUGUCAUGUAAGUAUCCGAUCGAGGCCGGCGACAGGUGGGUGGAAGCCCUUGGUAAUGCCUUCCACUCAAACUGCUUCAACUGCACGCGCUGCCACUCGAACUUGGAAGGCGAGAGUUUCUUCGCGAAGAAUGGCCAGCCGUACUGCAAAAUGCAUGCAUAA